UAAUAAUAUGUUUAGUUCCAUUUUCUCUUCAAACUUUAUAUACAUUUCAGAAAUUAGCUUAGAUAUUAGUAAUCAAUCAAUCAAUCAAUCAUAAACAUAAGAAUUGAAUAAGUUCAACGUACACCUUAUGUAAUUUAUUUAUAUUUUAAAAGUAAGUUUAGCUAUUGUUAUCUUUACAUAAUUUUAAACCUAUUAAGAUUAUUGUACCACCUUCAACUAAAUUAUAUUUGAUUCUUAUAUCAUACCAAAUUCAAUGAUGUCUAAUUCCAAAACUAAAUAUGACGAUCUGAUCUUAAGGCAAAGGCAAAGCCAAAGAUUUUUCUUCUGAAGAAUAAGACUGUUUCUGUUAGUGUAUAUACAUACAUGUAGGCUGGUUCGUUAAAAAAGGAGGGGAAGUUUGUUAGGCUCUAAUUCCAAAAGAAUAGAAUAGAACAGAAUAGAACAUAAUACAACAGAUUUCCCCAUCAUUUGCUUUGGGCGCAAUCCCAUCUCUCCUUCCCCUUCUCUUUCUCUCUGUUCCCUAAAACUAAGAAAAACACAAAACAAAUGGCUUAUAGGAGAAGGCACGGAAUAAGCAGAUCGUCGACUUUCAAGGAAGAGAUUCACCACCCACCACCAGAUGACAAUCACAAUCAAACCAAAACCUUUACCUCCUCCAAUUCUUUCUCUUCAUCGUCAUCACCACCCAUUUCUCUCGCCGCUCAGGCCAUCCCUGCUUCCUCCGCUGUUCGCAAAACCGACUCCCUUGUUUUUACUGCUGAUUCUGAUUUCGACCCUUCAAGAUCUAAGGGCUUCAAUGCCUAUGAAGAUUCAAGAAAUGAUUCGAAAGGGUUCUGGGGUGUUCUUGCUAGAAAAGCUAAGGCCAUUCUCGAUGACAACACUAUCUCUGAGCAGUUUGAAACGCCUGCCAGAGUGGGAUCAUCGCAUAUGUUGGAUGCCUCAACAGCUUCCCAGAACCAAGACCAACAGCCAACUGAGGGUUUUAGAAGAAUGGACAAUCCUACAAUACGAAGGGGCUUGGAUAAGCUCACCUCUUCCCUCAAUCAAAUUGGUGACACAUUUGAAAAGGCUUUUGAAGAAGGUCGAACAAUAGUGGAAAGUAAAACCCAAGAUAUUAUUCAGGAAACGCGCAAGCUUCAAAUCAGGCGGAAAGGAAGCAGUCCCGUGGCAGAAAAUCAGGUCAAUAGUUUCAAUAGCACAUUGCAGCAACCUCUGGUGCAACCAACACAGCUACAGAAUCAAACCAAUCAUGAAACCCAACUCAAGGCAUCUCGCGACGUCGCAAUGGCCACAGCUGCUAAAGCAAAACUUCUUCUUCGGGAGCUGAAAACUGUUAAAGCAGAUUUGGCUUUUGAGAAGGAACGAUGUGCUCAACUAGAGGAGGAGAAUAAACUCCUUCGGGAGAGUCGAGUGAAAGGGGGUAAUCCUGCAGAUGAUGAUUUGAUUCGGCUUCAACUGGAGACUCUUUUGGCAGAAAAGGCCCGUUUGGCGCGCGAGAAUUCGAUAUACGCUCGAGAGAAUCGGUUUUUAAGGGAAAUAGUUGAGUAUCACCAAUUGACCAUGCAAGAUGUUGUGUACUUAGACGAGGGCGCUGAAGAAGUUACAGAAGUUUAUCCCAUCAACUUCCCCUCUUCAAAAAUGCUUUCUGAUUACCCACCCUCACCAAAGUCUCCUUCCGAGGUAGAGAUUGAGGUCGAGGACACCCUUUCUACAAGCUCGACACCGACAAAGGAAACCUUACCACUAGAGGAAGCAAAGGAUGCCUCCAACUCCAAAUCUCAUGUCUCACUCCCACCUACUCCAGCUACUUCCCCACCUGAUGUAGACGAUGCAAGAAGACCUCCACUAUCUUCUUACCAUAUUUAGUAUUACCAAUAUACUAUUUUGCAUGUUAAAAGACUUUUGUAACAUGGGAUUGGGUUUUUUCCUUUCCUCUUUUUUUUUUUUUUUUGUAUUUUUUUGGGAAGGGUUCCUUUUUUGUUUUCAUUUAUUUAUUUAUUUAUUUUUGGUGCGUGUAAUUGUGCAUUCCCGUUUUUUUGUCCAUGAUUAAAUAAGAAUAUCAAAAUUCUUUACCUUUUUUUUCCAAUGCAAGUUGUAGUUUUCCACCUAUAAAUUCUCUAAUCAUGGACAAGCCUUUACUUGCUUUAAAAUUUUGCUAGGUAAUUUGAACACAAAUUCUGCUAUUUAGGUCAAAAUUUUUAGUUCAAAGGACGUGUAGCUAAUCAUAAUAACAAUGGCCAUUUAGUUAUUAACUUCAAUGGGCAUUAAGGUUCUGGUCAUGAUUGUGGAGUGUUUGUUUCUUUACUUAUGGUCAUGAUUGUGAGAACCGUCCAAAACGAAGAAUUACAGUCACCGUGCGCUAAAAAGGCAUUGCAAUACAGAUCGUUUUUAGCUAAAAAGCAUGAAUAUGAACUCUACUGGAGUUUUCAAACUUAAUAAGUCAAUUACCCAUGUACAUUUAAAUUCGAAUUAUCAAUUUUAUAAUAUUUAAAUUUAAAACAUUCAAAAAUC
Molecule: messenger RNA, 2511 nt
Organism: Durio zibethinus
Lineage: Eukaryota; Viridiplantae; Streptophyta; Magnoliopsida; Malvales; Malvaceae
Product: heat-inducible transcription repressor
Source: RefSeq, a predicted model, not a curated record